CCUAAAUUGGUCAAGCCAGUUAAUUUUGUAAACAGUUGACAAAUUAGCAAUCGAAAAAACAACACAAGUAACGAUGGUUGGUUCACGAGUGUAUGUUGGUGGUUUGGCACGGGAUGCCCGAGAACGAGACUUGGAAAAGUUCUUCAAAGGUUACGGAAGGCUAUGUGACGUUAUGAUUAAGAACGGAUUUGGCUUCGUGGAAUUCGAGGAUCAUCGAGAUGCGGACGAUUCUGUUUAUGAGCUGAACGGUAAAGAUCUUUUGGGCGGAAGAGUGACUGUGGAGCACGCUAAAGGAAAGCCUCGCCGAGGUGAGGGACGUAGAGGCGGAGGCCGCUCUGAAGAUCACCGAAGCGGAACCCGGUACGGACCACCGCGAAGAUCGAAGUAUCGUCUGACUGUAGAGAAUCUUUCGUCGAAAGUUAGCUGGCAGGAUUUGAAGGACUACCUGCGCAGGGCAGGAGAGGUCAUCUAUGCCGAUGCCCACCGGCCAAGAAGAAAUGAAGGUGUAGUCGAGUUUGAAUCGAGGAGAGAUAUGGAGGCAGCAAUUGAUAAGUUAGAUGAUACCGACUUGAGCGGUCGACGAAUUCGAUUGGUAGAGGACUGUGUAGGACAAAGCAAGCGCGGACGUUCUCGAUCGUUGGACAGCCGUUCCCGUUCACGAUCACCUCGUCGUUCUCGGUCGCGAUCUAGUCGCUAUUCUCGCAGUCAUUCUGAUUCGAGGGACAAAUCAGUAUCCCCGAGAAAACCACGCCAUCGUAAUGAACGACAGAAACGCUAUCGCGACGAGUCCCGUUCUCGCUCUCGAUCAACCGAAUCCCGUGGGAAGAAAAUUUGUUCUCGGUCUCGUUCAAAGUCGGAACGUCGAUCCCGCCAUCGGUCUGUUUGCAGAGAUAAUAAAUCUCGAUCAUCAGUGCGACUCCACGAAACGAAGGAUAAAAGUCCUACCCCUCGAGCGGAAUCUCCGGAAAAACGGUCCCACCGCUCACGCUCUCGAUCGAGCAAGCGUGAAGCAGAAUCUAGUUCACGCGAUCGAAAACAACACAAUGGCGAUAUGCAGCGCUCUCGUUCACGUUCCAAAUCUGAGCGUCGCUCCAAAAGUCGAUCCAAAUCAAAGGACAACAAAUGUGUCUCCCACUCGGACUCUUACUCGAGUUUUUGCUCCCAAUCUUCACACUCUAACUCAGGCUCCAGAACACGGUCCGUAUCCCGCGAUUACAACGAUCGGUCUUUUUCGCAGGAUAGGCGCUCAGCUAGCCCCGAAGCAGAGGAUCAAAGCGCAGUUGAUACGGAAGUUCAAAGUACUACAUGA
This is a messenger RNA of Toxorhynchites rutilus septentrionalis, 1309 nucleotides long. Its product is annotated as serine/arginine-rich splicing factor 5-like. Gene Ontology annotation, biological process: mRNA splice site recognition; alternative mRNA splicing, via spliceosome. NCBI's taxonomy places the organism in Eukaryota, Metazoa, Arthropoda, Insecta, Diptera, Culicidae. Bases 74 to 1309 code for a protein of 411 amino acids. Gene Ontology annotation, molecular function: mRNA binding. The record is from RefSeq and is a predicted model, not a curated record. The transcript has a single exon. Gene Ontology annotation, cellular component: ribonucleoprotein complex; nucleus; cytoplasm.